AUGGAUACACCAUUAACGAACGAGAAUGAGUCUGAUACAGCCUGGCAGCCAUCUCAGUUUGGGCAGCACGUCCAGGCACAACACCGAGCUAAUGAUCACUGCCUAGAAUGCUCCAGCCUCGGCGAGCUCCAAAUCUCCAGCAGCCAUGACAUCAUAGACGCAAUGAUCCUUUUGGUCUCCCCAGUGUUCGCAGACCUUCUCCGCAGCCGUCUGGGCAAUGUAUUCACCAAGACGACGACCCACCUGUUUCAUACUGGGCAUAUUGCAGGUGACCGGGUGCUGUGGGUGCCUGUUCUUGCUUUGGAAGAGCUUGGGCUCACUUUCCAGAACCUGCCAUUCGUUUCCAAAGGCAUUAGCAUCUGUCAGGGCAGUUCCAUUGCGGGCAAGCCACUUGCCAGUCUUGUAGUCUCCCAAAAGACCCUUGCUAUUUUCAUACUCUAA
This is a messenger RNA of Seminavis robusta, 441 nucleotides long. The record is from the annotation of a GenBank genome assembly. Lineage: Eukaryota; Bacillariophyta; Bacillariophyceae; Naviculales; Naviculaceae.